AUGGAGGAGACGGUCGGACCUGGAGUGGUUCUCAUUCCACAGGAACACAUGGGCUCAGCACAGGGGCGUGUGGAAGUGGCAGGGGGACCUUUAGUGAAAGGAGCAUUAAAGCUCCUUUCUGUCUUCUGUGCCUGCAUUGUCUCCAAAAGGCAAGCUGAACAAAUUCCUGUGUUUCUAAGAGUUUCCUCAAGUGACAUUUUCUUUUAUCCAGAAAUGGAUAAAAGAAAGGAUGAGUGUCAUAUUCAGGAAUUUCAUAGUCAGGAAAAUGUGAAAUUAUUGGGACAGUUCAGAUUAAUUCUUGAAAUUAUCUUACGAAAUUCACUUUUAAUUUCCCUAAUAUUUCUCUUUCUACAUAUGUUAGCAUUAAAGCUCCUUUCUGUCUUCUGUGCCUGCAUUGUCUCCAAAAGGCAAGCUGAACAAAUUCCUAUGUUUCUAAGAGUUUCCUCAAGUGACAAGCAACUGGACUUUCUACUCCAGGCUAAAAUAAAUAAAUCACAGAGAUUUCCCAGAAGGCAAAAUGUUGCAAUUCUGUGGCACCGCUGUUCACUCCCUACACCAUAUAUGAACGAAAACAUGGAAUAUCAUGACAAUGCUGGUUUUCUAACUUCUCAGUCAGGAACGGAAAUAGAACAAGACCGGCUUUGUGAUUUACCUCCAGCAAAUUGCAUGGAGUGCAGUGGCACUAUCUUGGCUCACUGCAGCCUCCGCCUCUCGGGUUCCAGCAAUUCACCCGCCUCAGCCUCCUGAGUAGCGGGGACUAUAGGCACUCACCACCAUGCCCAGCUAGUGAUAAAAAUAAUUGUGAUAUCAUAUAGGUGCUAUCAUAAAGGUGGGGGCCAGAUGAGUGGGGAGAGGCGAAGAGAUAGGAAAGGUGGGAUCAGAAUUAAUCUUCUUUACAUCUCGGGAAAUAGGCGCUUCGUCGGCAAGUCAGUGCUUGAAAGCUCACAGGGAAUCCUGGUCAGGAAGCAGUGA
Messenger RNA from Cercocebus atys (sooty mangabey), 972 nucleotides. RefSeq lists its product as uncharacterized. NCBI's taxonomy places the organism in Eukaryota, Metazoa, Chordata, Mammalia, Primates, Cercopithecidae. The record is from RefSeq and is a predicted model, not a curated record. The transcript is spliced from 7 exons.